Molecule: messenger RNA, 318 nt
Organism: Prunus persica (peach)
Lineage: Eukaryota; Viridiplantae; Streptophyta; Magnoliopsida; Rosales; Rosaceae
Product: probable polygalacturonase At2g43860
Exons: 2
Coding region: 1-318 (105 amino acids)
Biological process (GO): carbohydrate metabolic process
Molecular function (GO): polygalacturonase activity
Source: RefSeq, a predicted model, not a curated record
AUGGCUUAUAUUCGUUCCAUUAACCAAACAACUUUUAAUGUGCUUGACUAUGGUGCUGUUGGAGAUGGCCAAACUGAUGAUUCUAAAAUUUCGGGUGUAGGUGUGAGUGAUGUGAAAUACAUUGAUUUUCAAGCGACUUCAGCAAGUGAAGAAGCCAUUAAAUUUGAUUGCUCCAAGAUUCUAGGUUGUGUCAACAUUGUGAUGAACCAAAUUAAUAUCGCUUUGCAAGUUGCUGGAAAGGAGAUUCAUGCCUCUUGCAACAAUGUAAAUGGAACUUCCAGUGCAACUAUUCCUGUUGUCCCUCAUCAGUGUGCAUAA